AUGGCGGCUGCAGAAGUUUGCAACGAAACAGCUUCAUCCCUGUCCACAACACUGCCAUCACCCCAUCAAAUCCCACCAGCUCCAGCAAGAUCGAACCAGACAAGCCAGACGCCUUUAACCCCACCCCAACUCGAAGCCCGAACCAUACUCACACAUCUCCUAACGCGGCUCUCCCAGCCAAAAGAUGACGAUACCGCCACGAACCCACGUUACGACGAGUACUCCGCAUGGAUCAAUCAGCAUAGCAUCCCCACCCUGACCACCUCUCUCUACUCCAUGGUUCGGCCCCAACUCUGGACUUUGCUUUCCUCCUCCUCCUCCUCCUCCUCCUCCUCCUCCCAUCGGCUAUCUCUCGAUGCCCUGAAACAUGUUGGCGGCGACUUGCGGCUUGAGACUCGAGGUGCCAUUUACUUCAACGGCAUCCUUGGCGUUGACAAGCGUCUGCGCAUGUACGUGGGACAGAGUGGCAAUCUGAGGCAGAGAGUGGCUCAGCAUUUGAAUUUUAGAUAUCGUAGGGAUCAUCCCAGCUUGCAUUACUAUGCGCUUGAGUGGAGUGCGUAUAAUGUAUUUGGGGUGUGUGCUGUUCUUCCUCCUUCUUCUUUUUCAUCUUCUUCGUCUUUGGUGGCGGGCAUGGAGAGGUCCGAUUUGGUGAUGAAUGUGCUGGAGAUGUGGAUGUGUCUUGUUUUUAGGUCGUUGCCCUCUGAUACACUGGAGGAAUGGCUGCCAGAUGACGAGCUCGUUGAUAAAGGGAGAAAGAUGGCAAAGGAGGGGGUGGUUGGGGGCUUGAACGUUGCUACUCCGCUUGAUCAGGGUGUUGAAGUCAAGGAUAUGCCGUUUGUGGAUCUGAGCGGAGAAGUGGAUCCUGUUAUACGGGAUUAUCUCAGGGAAGUGAAGAGGAGGGAGGGCGACGUGCAACAAGUAGAAAAUGUGACGAUCAAAGAUGUGACGACGGAGGUGGACGAAGAAGAGAGGGCGCUGAGGAAGAAGAUGUAUGCGGAGAAGGCUAGGAGGUACAGUAAGAGGAGAGAAACUGAUAUUGUUAUUCCGCAGUGGGUGUUCCUUGGUGCUGUGGCAGUGGGUGUUGGAGUUUUAUUGUUCAGGAGUAGUGGAGGGCCGGGGAGUAGCGCGCGGUGGAGGUAG
Alternaria arborescens is the source of this 1140-nucleotide messenger RNA. RefSeq lists its product as hypothetical. Lineage: Eukaryota; Fungi; Ascomycota; Dothideomycetes; Pleosporales; Pleosporaceae. The coding region runs from base 1 to 1140 and encodes 379 amino acids. The record is from RefSeq and is a predicted model, not a curated record. The transcript has a single exon.